Messenger RNA from Metschnikowia bicuspidata var. bicuspidata NRRL YB-4993, 819 nucleotides. RefSeq names its product exosome non-catalytic core subunit. The record is from RefSeq and is a predicted model, not a curated record. Gene Ontology annotation, cellular component: nucleolus; nuclear exosome (RNase complex); cytoplasmic exosome (RNase complex). Gene Ontology annotation, biological process: poly(A)-dependent snoRNA 3'-end processing; rRNA catabolic process; U4 snRNA 3'-end processing. NCBI's taxonomy places the organism in Eukaryota, Fungi, Ascomycota, Pichiomycetes, Serinales, Metschnikowiaceae. The transcript has a single exon. The coding region runs from base 1 to 819 and encodes 272 amino acids.
AUGAGCACAGACAGAAGGCGGAUUCUCGGGCCGGCGGAUGCCGUUCGCCCUGUGGCAGCUCCGCCCGUCUCGGCGGAAAACACCGCCCGCCACCAUCCAGAUGAGCCCGUGCGCAAGUUUUUCAUCAAAACCGGCCUCAGCAAAAACGCCAAUGGCCUGGCGUACUUGGAGAUCGACGAUACAAUCAUUGAGGUGGGCAUUUUCGGGCCCAGGCCCAUAAAAGGCCUGUUUGUGAACAGGGCGUCGUUCACGGUGGAGACCAAGUUUCUCCCGCACGUGACCCAGCCCAGCGAGGUGCUAUUCAAUGGCUCGCAGGCCGCUGCAAACGGCCGGCUGCUGCUCACCAACAUCGAGCAGAAAUUGAGCACGUUUGUGGAAACGGCGUUUUUGCCCGCGGUGCUCUUGGAAAAGUACCCGAAGUCCACCAUCGACGUGUUUGUGAACGUGCUUGCCUUCAACGCCAACACGUCGUCGAUGCUCAACUUGGCCGCGUGGAUCAUCAACUGCACGUCCUUGGCCAUGGUCGACUCGGGCAUUGAGGUCCGUGACAUGGUCACCUGUGGCCACGUGAAAACCUGCAGCGGCCUGGCGGAAAUGGAUGCUCUCAUAGCGACCGACUCCGACGCGGAAAAGGGCACCGAAUGCGUGGCCAGUUUCAUGGCCAUGCACAACAACGACAUGGUUGCUGUGUGGGUACAAGGCAGCGACGGGGAUGGCGUGUCCGAGUCCGUGAUGCUGCAGCUGUUGGAAGGCUGCCAGGAGAUGUCAACCAUUGUGCGCAAGAACUUGAACGGUUUUUUGCUCGACCUCGCCAAGUAG